Messenger RNA from Haemonchus placei, 525 nucleotides. NCBI's taxonomy places the organism in Eukaryota, Metazoa, Nematoda, Chromadorea, Rhabditida, Trichostrongylidae. The record is from the annotation of a GenBank genome assembly.
UGUUGCUUUUUGAAUGAAAAAAACUUCUUCAGAAGACCACGUAGAGAUGAUCAUGAAAGUGGAAGAUCUGAUCGUGACAGUCAUCGAGGAGGUCGAAGUGGAUGGAAUCGUGACGAUAACAGACGUCGCGACGACCGUCGGAAAGACAGACAUACGACAUGGGAUAUUCGUCCGAGUGCGGAAGAGGUUGCCAAACAACGAAAACUGUUAUGGUCAAAGGCAGGAUCCAAUAAAGAAGUGACUGGUGAAGGAAGCGGUGCAGCUGCUGCAUCGACAGCACCCAGUCAAGACAAGAACGUUGGCUUGUGGUCAAGCGCGAUCACAGCCAGUGGUGUUGCUGGUGACCAAGCAAAUAAGUUCCUAAAACUAAUGGGUAUCAAGAAUGUGCCGGCCGAGGAUAGCAAUCGCCUCAAGGAGGAAAGUGAAAAGCAGAAAAAGAUGAUGCGUGAUUUGGAUCGACAGUACGAGAUUGCACGUGAAGCCACACACAUGGGACGUGGCCUAGGACUUGGAUUCCAUCAAUAA